CUCUAACCUGAUUCCAGCCUCUUCACUUUACAGGUGAUGUCUCUCUUUGGAAGGCACUAGGCGAGGUUCGGGAAGCCCAGGCUCGGAAGAUACAGCUCCAGAGAUCUAUAUAUAUUUAUUUUUCUUUCUGGCAAAGCAUUGGAAGACCUUUGGUGGAACAUGUCGAACGAGAUUGAUUUCAGGUCGGUGCGCCUUCUGAAGAACGACGGGAUGGGCUUCCAAAAGUUCUCCUGCAUGAAUGAAGACGAGGCUUGGAAAACUUACCUGGAGAACCCUCUGACGGCGGCCACCAAAGCCAUGAUGAGGGUCAACGGAGACGACGAAAGCGUGGCCGCCCUGAGUCUCCUCUGCGACUAUUACAUGAUUCCAAAGGAGAAACGUUAUGUCCCAUCCGGAAACACAGGGCGCAAUGACAUCGGAAAGAGGCACUGCCACGUGAUGGAUUACGAACCUGACAUUUCCUCCUUCGAAAAUUCGGCUCAGCUGAUGAAGCUCCUGGCGGAGAACGUCUCCGUGAGCCAGGAAUACACCGACUUGCCCAAGAAGAACGGCUUGGUGCUGGAUGGCCUCCCGGCUCCCCACAAGCCCCCCGCUUUGCCCCCGGGUCCCAGCAAGAUGGAAGCCAACCCGGCGGAGAGCUACAUGAUCCCCUCCGGCGACGUCUACGACAACGGCUCACUCCAUUCCCUCUUCGACGCCAUCCACGUGGCUCCUCCGCAGCAACGGUGGCAGCCGGACAGCACCUUCAAGGAGGACCCGCAGGAGUCCCUGAUCUUCAAUGACAUCCUGAAGACCCAGCCGGAAGUGCCUUGUUCGGAAGGUUAUUCCCUCAAUGAUGCUAAAAGUGACUUUGAAUACACGCUGGGAUCCCCGAAAGCCAUCCACAUCAAGUCGGGCGAAUCCCCCAUGGCCUACCUCAACAAGGGACAGUUUUAUCCGGUGUCGCUGAAGACGGUUGGCGAUACCAAAGGUUUACAUUUGUCCUCCGACAAAGUGAAAAGCGUGGUGAUGGUGGUUUUCGACAACGAAAAGAUCCCCAUGGAGCAGCUCAAGUUCUGGAAGCACUGGCACUCGCGGCAACCGACAGCCAAGCAGAGAGUCAUCGAUGUCGCUGACUGCAAAGAGAAUUUCAACACCGUCCAGCACAUUGAGGAGGUGGCUUACAAUGCCUUGUCCUUCGUCUGGAACGUUGCAGAAGAAGCAAAGGUCUUUGUUGGGGUGAACUGCUUGAGCACGGACUUCUCCUCCCAGAAAGGGGUCAAGGGUGUCCCUCUGAACCUCCAGAUCGACACCUACGACUUCGGCACCGGGACCAACCGCCUGGUCCACCGGGCCAUCUGCCAGAUCAAGAUAUUCUGCGAUAAGGGAGCAGAGAGGAAAAUGCGGGAUGACGAACGCAAACAGUUCAGAAGAAAAGGGAAAUGUCUGGACGCCAACAAUAACAGUCUGAAAAGCUGCUUGGUGUCGGGCUUCCGAGGCAACGAAAUCACAUACCUCAAGCCCCAGGCCGAUUUGGAGACGCAGCCCGUUUUGUUCAUCCCCAACGUCCAUUUCUCUAACCUCCAGAGAUGUGCAACUGUUUUACCUGCGUCUGGAGUGCCGCAUGACCCUAGCAGGUUGCCUCUGAAGCGGAGCUGCUCUUCUUUCCCAGAUGACUUCAACCCCUUGGCUUCCAAAAAGGCAAAAGGCGAAGACCCGCAACGAGUCCUGCUCUACGUGAGAAGAGAGUCGGAAGAAGUUUUCGACGCUCUCAUGCUGAAGACGCCUGACCUCAAAGGCCUGAGGAAUGCGAUUUCAGAAAAGUACGGUCUCCCUGAAGAAAGCAUCUACAAAGUCUACAAAAAGUGCAAACGAGGAAUCCUUGUCAACAUGGACAACAACAUCAUCCAGCACUACAGCAACCACAUGGCCUUCCUGCUGGACGUGGUCGAGGCGGAGGAGAAGUUCCAGGUGACCCUCAAGGAGCUUUGAAGCCCCGACGGCUGCGCUUCUUUCUGCCAGAGCCACGGACUUCCCAGACACCGCCAUCGGCCAGGACGGCGAGACUCGAACCCGGUCCCAUUUGGGGAAAAGAGAGAUUGAGAGACAGAGACGGACCAUGGCACGGCUCAACGUGCGAAGAGUGCCUGGAAGAUCCAUUCGCAAUGUGAACGUGGAACUUCUGCCUAUUGUGUUCUUUGUGGUUGUUAUUAUUAUUUUAUACUUUAUUAUUAUUAUUAUUUUUAUUAUUGUUACGAUCCUCUGCCAGGCAAGGGAUUUGGAGCCAUGGUAUCCUUUUCCGCUCAGGAAAAGCACUGAGUUCUGGCAGGAUUGGCGGGAGAACGUGGUCUCGAACCAACGAUCACAACAAAAGCAAGAAUUGUAACAACUCUGUCUCUUUUGGAGACCUUGGUCUCGAACCAACGAUCACAACAAAAGCAAGAAUUGUCGGAUUAUAUGAAAGAAAUCGUAAAAGCUUCGAUCCUGUCAUUAAAAAUUGAAAGGGGUUGUGUUUCAUGGAAGAAGCAACAAGAAAAUACCAAAGGGAAAAAUCCCUCUGUAUCCACAGAUUCAGCAUCCACGGAUUCAAUCAACCACAGCAAACCCUGAUAUUGUCAUUUUUUGUAAGGGAUGUUAUUGUGCCGUUGUAUAUAAUGGGACUUGGGCAUCCAUGGGUUUUGGUAUCCACAGGGGUCCUGGGACCAUAUUCCAAUGGAUAUCUCGAUGAUCCAUUGUUUUGCCAUCCGGAUCAACUUUUCCAUGGACAACCCUAAAAGCCAUAUCUGGAAACACCCCAUAACCACUGUGCCAGCCUUACUUAGUAGGCAUGUCCGAUCGAUGAAAAAAAUGUUUCAAUUCCCGUUUCUAAAUUAGGGGGCGCUGGCGCUUCGAUAUAGAAAGUAUUUCCGAUUUUUUUCACCCAAAAAUGUUGGAUCUUUCCGAAAAUUCGUAAUGAUUCUAAAUGUUUCUAAAAUGGCAGACGCGCAUGCGCAAUCGCCCAAAAAAGGAACCGGGGGGGGGGGGUGUUCCUCAUCAAAUUUGCAAUGCCCUUGCAAGUUGUGCAAAGAUACUUUGAAAACUAGAAAUUCCUUUGCUAUAUUUGUAAGCAAGAAGGACACUGGAAAUCAAUGGUGUAUCUGGCUAUGUAAUCCCACAAGCCUCAACCCAAUGCCUUCAAUUAUAAAUGGACCAGUGACCACCACGCCAAGCAAUGCCCUGGCAAGGAGUGCAAAGAUACUUUGAAAACUAGAAAUUCCCUUGCUAUAUUUGUAAGCAAGAAGGACACUGGAAGUCAAAUUUGGGGGGGGGGGGGGGGAAUUAACUAAACAUUAAGAGACAAUUAGAGAAAGGGCCAACAAUGGUUAGAAUUACAUUACUGGUUGCGCUGUGAGACAAUGUCUCGGAAUGCGUAUCAAAAAGCGAGAACAAUCCGAAAUAAAUCCGAUAUAAGAUUCAAAACGAUUUUUUGGACAUGUCUAUUACUUAGUUUGCCAUCACUGCCUUACUUCUUGCCUUCAGAAUCCGCAAUGUAAAUAACCCCCAACACACAUACCUGGCGAGCGGGACUGUUUUAUACAUUUCCAACCCCUCCUUUUUUUUUUUUGGUUCGUUUAUUUGAUAAAUGAAUACCUAAAUGUAUUUGUGUAACGAGCUCUUGUUUUAUAUGGAACAUGACGUGGAGGAAGGUAGAGCAUUUCAAAACCAGGCUGCUUCACAUUUUCUCAAGGUUGUCAUUGUAUAUUUUCCUCCUGCUUUGUUCGUUUGUUUUGUAACUUUUUUUUUUUUGGAAUGUUAUACUACUGUAAUAAAGAUUGAAAGAUGGAACG
Messenger RNA from Anolis carolinensis (green anole), 3806 nucleotides. It is a transcript of the gene grhl3, whose product is annotated as grainyhead like transcription factor 3. The coding region runs from base 160 to 1971 and encodes 603 amino acids. The record is from RefSeq and is a predicted model, not a curated record. Lineage: Eukaryota; Metazoa; Chordata; Lepidosauria; Squamata; Anolidae. Gene Ontology annotation, biological process: regulation of transcription by RNA polymerase II. Gene Ontology annotation, cellular component: nucleus. The transcript is spliced from 16 exons. Gene Ontology annotation, molecular function: DNA-binding transcription activator activity, RNA polymerase II-specific; RNA polymerase II cis-regulatory region sequence-specific DNA binding.